AUGGCUAGUCAGCAAAAAGGAGAAGAAGAUCAGCCAAGCACUAGUCACCCUGCUGCUGGUUUUGGGGCAAUGGUAGUAGAACGAUAUCGAAAAAUCAGAGAGCAUGCAGAAACUUAUCCCUAUGUGUGGGCUUCAUAUAUUGUUGUAUAUGGUGGUUUCGGCCUCUGGACUACCUAUAGAUGGAGAAAGCUUCGUAAAACUGAGGACAGAGUGCGAGCUCUUCAAGAGAGGCUACGCAAACUUGUUGAAACUGAAGAGGGUGCCAGCUCCACCAAGUCUGUUGAAAAGGCUCCAUCAUCCUCUGAAAAAACAACCAAAUAG
Molecule: messenger RNA, 321 nt
Organism: Dovyalis caffra
Lineage: Eukaryota; Viridiplantae; Streptophyta; Magnoliopsida; Malpighiales; Salicaceae
Source: the annotation of a GenBank genome assembly